This is a messenger RNA of Penicillium paradoxum, 1212 nucleotides long. RefSeq names its product SOS response-associated peptidase. Bases 1 to 1212 code for a protein of 403 amino acids. The transcript is spliced from 3 exons. Gene Ontology annotation, biological process: DNA damage response. Lineage: Eukaryota; Fungi; Ascomycota; Eurotiomycetes; Eurotiales; Aspergillaceae. Gene Ontology annotation, molecular function: single-stranded DNA binding. The record is from RefSeq and is a predicted model, not a curated record.
AUGUGUGGGCGAUAUGCUUUGGGUGUGCGCUUGGCAUACAUCCAACAACAGCUGCAAGAUCAGGGCAUGCAAGUAGAUGAAGCACCCGAUGAUGAUGAAGUCAGAGAGACAUAUAACUUUGCACCCGGCAAUUUCGGCGCCGUCUAUCGCGCUGAUGUCUCCGAGAAAGGGCGCUCUGAUGUUAGACAAGAUGCUGAUAGCGAGCGCCAAACCGGAGAUUCAGAAAAGGGAAAAGAAGAUGAUAGCUUAAAAGCCAAGGCGUCAGAAGAUGCAGUCAUCAAAUACAAGAUUCAGAGCAUGAAAUGGGGCCUUAUCCCAUUCUGGACGAAGCGACAGCCAGAUUACGGAUCCAUGAUGCGUACGAUCAACUGUCGUGAUGAUUCAUUGAUUGAAGAUACUGGGAUGUGGACUACCAUGAAACGACGAAAGAGGUGCAUUGUCGUCUGCCAGGGCUUCUAUGAGUGGUUGAAGAAGGGGCCUGGGGGAAAAGAGAAGGUUCCGCAUUUUGUCCGUCGCAAAGACGGGGAGCUGAUGUACUUCGCUGGACUAUGGGACUGUGUUUCCUAUGAAGGCUCUGAUGAGAAGCUUUACACCUACACUGUCAUCACGACAUCUUCCAACGCCUACUUGAAGUUCCUGCAUGAGCGUAUGCCAGUCAUUCUGGACCCAGGGACCGAGGCAAUGCGUAAAUGGCUAGAUCCAAGCCAAAAGACCUGGUCCAGGGAGCUUCAAUCGAUUCUCAAACCAUACGAGGGUGAACUGGAGUGCUAUCCAGUCCCCAAGGAGGUCGGCAAAGUUGGAAAUAACUCCCCGAACUUUAUUGUUCCUGUCGACAGCAAGGAGAAUAAGAGUAACAUCGCAAAUUUCUUUGCUAAUGCGAAAAAGAAGGAGAAAUCAGACCCCUCACCAAAGGAGGAGCUUACGUCGCCGAAAGUGGACAUGGUUCAAGACGAGCAGCGCGAUACCAAAGAUUCGGAAUGGAGUGAAGACAAUGCUCCUAAACCGGUGCCAGCUGUUAAGAGGGAACAUAAUCCAGAUACCCCUACCAUCUCAGAUCAAAGCAAGAAACGAAAAGUUGAUGCAAAUUCAAUUGCGCCAUCGCCGCAAAAGAAAAAGUUGCGCAGUGCUACGCACAAUAGCCCCAUGAAGAAGUCCAGUGGUGCGAAGACAGCUGAUGGCUCUCAACGAAUUACGAACUUUUUCAAAAAGUGA